Pygocentrus nattereri (red-bellied piranha) is the source of this 1451-nucleotide messenger RNA. It is a transcript of the gene isca2, whose product is annotated as iron-sulfur cluster assembly 2. Lineage: Eukaryota; Metazoa; Chordata; Actinopteri; Characiformes; Serrasalmidae. Gene Ontology annotation, biological process: iron-sulfur cluster assembly. The record is from RefSeq and is a predicted model, not a curated record. The coding region runs from base 223 to 744 and encodes 173 amino acids. The transcript has 4 exons. Gene Ontology annotation, molecular function: 2 iron, 2 sulfur cluster binding; iron ion binding; 4 iron, 4 sulfur cluster binding. Gene Ontology annotation, cellular component: mitochondrion.
UAAUUUGUUGCCAGAUACGCAAACAUACCUAAUCAUAUAUGCAUCACAGAUACCCUAUAUUUAAAAUAUUAGAACGGCAAAUGUGUGCUUACAGAGUAUGGAGUUCUGAAACAUCCAUGUGAGCAAUUUUAUUUUAUUCAUAACGAACACUUGGCUAUUUGUGGUUGAGGGGGAUUUAAGGAAAUCAUAUCCUGGCAACCGAUCUCCAGUCUGUUGUGGAAGAUGUCACUCGCUAGAGGAGUCUUGAUCAGCGCGUCCAAAACAAAAGCAUGGAAAGUUAUAAAUGCCCCCUCCUCAGUGGUACUUUGUGCAUCCCGGCCUGUGGGGGUUACGCGGGUGUCUCAGAUGCCCCCUCUGAUCUCCACAAUGCAGUAUAGCCACAGCCCAGUUCAGGAGCAACAAACAGCGAGUCCAGCAGAAGAUAAAGUCUAUCUUACUGAAUCUUGUGUCAAGAGGCUCACUGAGAUCAUGGAUAAGGGCGAGUAUCUGAGGAUACAUGUGGAAGGUGGAGGAUGCUCUGGCUUCCAGUAUAAGUUCUCAGUGGACACGGUCAAAAAUAAUGAUGACAGAAUAUUUGAACAGAAUGGUGUUGGGGUGAUAGUAGACCAGGACAGUCUGGAGUUUGUGAAAGGUGCCACGCUGGACUUCAGCCAGGAGCUCAUCCGCUCUUCCUUCCAAGUUCUUAAGAACCCCCAGGCAGAACAUGGCUGCUCUUGUGGCAGCUCUUUUUCUAUAAAGGUCUGAAAGUUGUCCCAAUAUCAGUUUGUUAAGAUCCACAAUGCAUUUAGCAGUGCUUUUCCUCAUCCCAGGACAUGCACUUCACAUUUUUGUGUCAAUAAAGAGCAGCUCACCAAGAAAUUAUGAGUUUAACUAGAGGUGUUGGCGCAAGAAGAACACAUAAAUUAGCAGCGCAUAGAGUCACCAGGAACAGGGAUGAGGACCACAGAUUUAAAACAGCUACACACAGUGUAUUCCAAACAAUAGAUGACCGAGUGCUUAUUUAAAUUAAGCUGUGUUAUUGUCAUUUGUUGUUCCAUAUUCAAGUGAAUGAAUGUGACAUUUGUUGUGCAGUUAUAGUCAUUCAGUAUGCCUUAUGAUUAUGGUAUAUUUAACAUCGGAGGACCGUAGAGCUUGUCAACAGCCGUAAGGUCAUAUGCAAAAGUUUGCGCAACCCUAGUCAAAUAACAUGUUUUGUGAGACUAAGUACACAUUCUCUACAGACAACACACUCCUGCAUAUUGUAACACACAAUUACUGCUUAUUUAUUAUUUAACAUGCUGGUAAAAAGCAAAACAUAAAAUGGCUUGUGUAAGUGUGUUCUCUGUAGAGGGCAUGUUAACUUAUUUUCACUUGGAAAAUUCAAAUAGUUUAAUUUAUUUUCUUGUAAACUGUACAUAAAAAAUUGUAAAUAGGAUGUUAAAUUGUUUAAUAAAAUUAUAGUGCAAGAAGAA